Molecule: messenger RNA, 5133 nt
Organism: Calliphora vicina (urban bluebottle blowfly)
Lineage: Eukaryota; Metazoa; Arthropoda; Insecta; Diptera; Calliphoridae
Gene: Cp190
Product: centrosome-associated zinc finger protein CP190
Exons: 4
Coding region: 278-4360 (1360 amino acids)
Biological process (GO): regulation of transcription by RNA polymerase II
Cellular component (GO): nucleus
Molecular function (GO): protein binding; DNA-binding transcription factor activity, RNA polymerase II-specific
Source: RefSeq, a predicted model, not a curated record
UUGAUUGAAAAAUAACCAACGCUGAAUUAUUUUUCCAACAAACUGGCGAAAAAAGUGUAAGAAAAAAUAUUGUGCAAAGAAUAAAAAGAGCUGUUAAAUUUUGAAAAUUGUCCAAAUAUUAUUUAAAAACUCACAUAAAUAUAAACAGCAUUCAAGAAUUUCUAUAAGUACAGUCUAUUACAAAAGAGGGAGAAAGGAACAAAAAAAAAAUUAAAACAAUCUUAUCAAAUUUGCACAACACAAUUUUCCGCCACUGUUUGCUGACAUUUGCUGCAUCAUGGGCGAAAUAAAAUCUGUAAAAGUUGAUAACUGGGGAGUAUUCUUCCUGCAGAAACUACAGAAUUUUUUCAACAAAACCGAUUACUGUGACUUGACAUUGCAAUUCCGUGACAAUUCCCAAUUAAAAGUACAUCGUUUGGUUUUGAGUGCUUGCACGGAUUAUUUCAAUGUUUUGGAACAAACCUGCGAAGUGGUGGAUGAUGCCAUCAUUAUGCCCAAUGGCUUACAGGCCGAUGUUGUGGUGCCUAUUGUUAAUUUCAUGUAUACCGGCACUCUGGAAUUUGAGCUGAAAAUGUAUAAUCGUCUGUUGCGCACGGCCAAAGAUAUGAACAUGACUGUACUAUUGAAAUUAUUGGAAGCUCAUCGACGAACAAUGGAAAUGCAUCCACAGAAGACAGCUGGUCCUGCCAGCCCUAAACCACGACGCAAAGCAACAGCUCAAACGGCUGCCGCCAAUGUACCCACUAAUGCUGCUGGACGUUCUUUGAUACAAUCAAAUCAAGUUAAACGGUUAGUAGUUGGGUCAAAUGUUAAUGCACCACAGCAACGCAAUGUUUCAACUGGCAAUACAUUAACACGUAUACCUACAACUGGACAAUUGCCCGUUAGGCAAAUUGGCUCCACUACUUUCACUCGCAUUAAGGUAGAAAAUGAACAGCAGGAAACACUACUCAAACAGUUGCCUCAGCAACAACAGCCUACAUCACCCUUCGAACAACUAAGAAAGGGCUACAACAAUAACAAACGUCCGGCUGUAUCGACAUUUGUUUCACCCCCAGCCAAAAAACCAAAUUUGGAAGAUGUCAAAGAAUUUGCUGAACAACAACGUAUGCGCAAGCAAAUUGCGGCCGAAUAUGGCGAUGACGAUUACGAUGCCAGCAAUAUAAUGGAUGAUGACACCAUACACAAUGACGACGACGAUGAUGAGAUGAUGACAGCCGCUGGACAGGCAACACAAACACCGGCCACCUCAGCUUCUGCUGGCGUCCAGACGAUGACUUCACAAAACCAACAACAACAGCAAUCGGAAGAUCCACCUGGCACCACAACAAUUAUCGUGAAACAUGAAGGCCCCGACAAACCACCCACCAUAGUGGUUAAGGACAAUGGCAAUUCAAAAAUGAAUCAUGCUAAAAUCAUUUCAGAAGUCUUAAGACAAUAUCCGCAUUUAGUCAAGACUAAUAAAAAUAUAAAAUUAAAAAUAAUGCCCAAUGCGGGGGGACAGGCACAAAAGAUUAUAGUGAAAAAGGAGCCCAUGGAAGCGGAAAAAUCAAUGCAACCACCGCCCACUAAGUUGCCAACAGGUCAAAAAAUUGCCGAUAGUCAGCAUCAGCAGCCAGCGAAAUCAUUAGCUGCCAGUAUAGUUGCCAAUAGACCAAAAACUCUGCAGCAGCAACAAGCGGAAAUAUCUUCAAGCGGUAAACCAACACAAUCUGGCAUAAGUAAAACAUCAGCUGCUAGUUCAAAUACUACCGCUGGAACGCAACAAGCGCAAAAACGUCGCAUUGAUAGUAAAACAAUGCACGCUCUUAUAGCUUUAGGUGCUGAGAAUACCACUGGGCCCUGGCUAUGUCUGCGUUGUGGCCGCAAUGGUCAUCCCAUUAGUAUACCUUCGUAUCGAGGCUUCCGUCGUCAUUUAAUUAAUACUCACAAGGAAUCCAUAGAUCCCGCUCUGUGUGAACAUUGUGGUUGGCGUUCGGCCGGCAAGCGUGAACUCCAUUUCCACAUGCGAUUGGAACAUAAAGUUAAAACCAAUCUAUACAUAUUCCCCGAAUGUCAAUUAUGCCAACAAAUGUGCAUUGAUAGUGACGGACUAAAUCAGCAUUUGAUCGACAGUCAUCCGGAUGAAAAUAAACAACAAUGUAUUUAUUGCAAUAAGAUCUUUCCCGAGGAAAUACAGCUGUACACACACAUGAAAACGUUCCACAAGAAGCAGGCCUUGGAAGAUGGUAUAAUUGAUUAUUCGGAUGAUGAAAAUCCAGCUCAAGCUACACUAACUCUACCACCAGCUGAUUACGAACAAGACAUGGAACUAGAACACAAACGGCAAUUGCAGCAGUUACAGCAGCAACAAGAGAAGAAAAUAAAUAUUCUCUCCGAUAUAAGUUUACCCAUUGCUAGUUCGAUUAUUAAGACCGACUCCUUUGUGCAACAACACGAAUCGACCACUUCUGCUGCCUCUGAAGAAUAUUUGCAAGAUCAGGAACACGAGCAAGAACACACUGAAACCAAGUUUGUAGCGGCCGAUGGCAGUGAAGUAAUUUUAACAGCAGAACAGCGUAAAGAAAUCUUAUCGCAGUUGAAUCAAGAACACGAAGGUUCGGGCGUGGUAAUGGUGGUAAAUGAAAAUCCACAACAACCACAAUAUGGUGAGACACAAUCGGAACAAGGUGCCAUUAGUCAUGACGAAACUUCACAAGCCACCACAGCCACUAAUGAAGAACGUGCUGAUGAGGAAGAGGAGGAAGAAGAAGAGGAACAUGAACAGGUGGCUGAGGAAGAAGAUGAUCAACAUGACGAUAAUCAAAUAUAUAACGAAAUGAAAGCAAUGCAUGCAAACUUAGAAGAUGAUUCCACAAGUCAAACCGAGGCGGCCGCUGAAGCAGAAGAAGCUUCCCUGCACGAGGAAGAACCCGAGCAGGAACAUGAUCAUGAGGAUGAGGAAGCAGAGCCGGAACACGAGCAACGGGCCGAACAUUUGGAUGAAAGCAAGGAAUCGGUUGAUAAUCUAGAGUGGGCGCAAAAUUUGCUAUCCGAACAUGAUUUGGCUGAUGAUGCGUUAUCAUCAUCGCAAACUGCAAACGAGCAAACCGAAAGCAAUAAGCCAGAGGUAAAAGAAGAGGAAAUAAAGGAUGAUGACAACAAGUCGCAAGAUGAAAUAAGUAAAAAACUUAAGGAACUUACUGGGGAUUGGUCCGAUGAUGAUGACGAGGAUAUGCCUGAAGAAGAGCCGCUACCCGAAUUAUCACCAAUUAAGGAAAUGACUAAAGAACAACCAGAACAAACAGCCGUAACAGAUGUUGAAAUGGCAGAAGCAGAAGAAAAAGAAGCAGUAACGGAGACGCUAGCUAAAGAACAGCAAGAAAACGCAGAACUCGAAGAUCAUGCUGAAUUAUUGGCUUCAUUACAACAAAGCACAGACAGAGAUGAAUUAAAUGAACAUAAAGAAAUUACUAGUGCAGUAACACAUGCAGCAAUAGAUGAUAGCGAAAAUAUUGAUGAAGAUGAUAUUGAUAUGGCUUUAAAAAGUCUACACAAAGAAGACAUAGAAGAGGAAGAUAUCAAAACUGUGGUGGAAACAGUUGAAGAAAAGCACGAGAAUAUUGUAGACGAGAAAAAAGAUGAGGAGAAGCCAAUUGAGUCUGCAGAGGAAGUAGUAGAAAAAUUAGCUGAUGAUGUAACAGAAGAGUUAGCUAAAAAAGAUGAUGAAGUUAAAGAGGACGAAGUUAAAGAGGGUGAAGUUAAAGAGGAUGAAGUUAAAGAGGAUGAAGUUACCCCUGAGGUUGAACAGGAAAUAAAACAUGAAGAAACUGAAAAAGAGGAUAAACCGGAAGAAAAACUAGUGAAAGAAUUAGAAACACUCGAAGAACCCGAAGCAUCAUCAUCUGCUAUGGUGGUGGAUGAUGAAACCAAAAAAGAUUUAAUAGAAAGUCUUUUAAGUGAACAAGCUGAAACUAUGGAGGAUACUGCUAUUGAAACGCCCACUACAACUGCAGCGGAUAAAGUAGAGAAAGAAGUGGAUAAAGUGGUAGGUGAUACAAGUGAUACAACAGCUGAAACAAACACUGAAGCAGAAGAUUUAGUGGAAAAUAUACCCUCAUUGCAAGAUGAAUUUUUAAAUAUUUCAACUGAAGAAACUUCAAUCGAUAAUAACGCCACGACUGCCGUCUCCAGAUCUACUACUAGUACUUCUGCCACAGAAGCCGUAACCACAACAGAGGUGGCCGAGGCCUCUUCAACUACUGCUAAAGAGGAAAACACUAUAACUUCAGAGGAACGUGUUAAAAGUCUUAUUAGUGAAUGGGGUGACGACGAUGAAGAUGAGGACGAUAACGAUACAGAUUUAAAAGCAAAUCUAUGAAUUUUAGAUUUAUUUACUUUGUAAGUAAAUUUUCAUAUAAUACACCAACACACACAGACAACAAAAACACAUUAGAUUUCUAAUCAAAAAUCAUUUAGAAGAAACACAAAAUCAAUCGUUUUUCUCUUUUGAAUAUUUUUUUUUAGUUUUAAAAUCCUAAUUUUAAUUUUAAACCUCCUUACAUAGAUUUGUGUGUAUUACCUUAAAUGCAUAUAUCUGAAUAAGAUAUAUACUAUUAGUUGUUCUAUUUAUAUUUUCUUAACUUUUCUCUCUGAAUAUUUAAAAUUGAAAAUAUAUUUUUAAAAUUGUUUGUUUUUAUUUACAUACACUUACAUUUACGUACAUUCAUAAAUACAUAAAUAUAUGCAAUAAUUAUAAAUAUGUAGUUAAGCAAGAAUUUUUCCAAAUGAAUUAAAAAUUUACACAAUUAAAACUGAACUAAUUAUAACAAAAGAUUAAAUCUUUGUCAAAAAUAUUUCUCGAAAAUAAUGAAGUUUUUUUUCCUUAGAGUUUUCAUAAUUGAACAAAUAAAACAAACACUUGCCUUUGGUUUCAGAUUUAAGAAAGAUAAAAAAAAUAUAAUAAAACAUAACAUAUUCAAAAGAGACCAUAUAACAUUUGUUUAGCUUAGCAAUUACCUACAUAAUAAACAAACAUACAUAUUAAUUAAUAACAUAUACACGUAUUUAUAGUUUGAAGAAAUGAGAUAAAUUAGAAACAUCUUUUGUAGGCAAUAAGAUGAUAUAAAAUGAAAAAGUAUCAAGAAAACAAAA